This is a messenger RNA of Pollicipes pollicipes, 1101 nucleotides long. RefSeq names its product histone H3.v1. The coding region runs from base 1 to 1101 and encodes 366 amino acids. NCBI's taxonomy places the organism in Eukaryota, Metazoa, Arthropoda, Thecostraca, Pollicipedomorpha, Pollicipedidae. The record is from RefSeq and is a predicted model, not a curated record. The transcript is spliced from 9 exons.
AUGCCCACGUCGCAGGAUAAGCGGCCCAUAGAUGAGAUCGACGACCUGGCGCUGCUGGAGACGCUGGAGGGCGAGCCGCCACCGGACGUGCAGCGGCUCAAGAUGGAGUACGCCUCGCGCCGGUUCCACUCCUCUGAUCCGCUGGACCGACCCCGCAUCGAGGAGGUGGCGCCCGGCGAGGACGAGGACGAGGACGAGGACGAGGACGAGGACGAGGAGUAUGACGACAGCGAGGAGGAAGAAGACGAAGACAAGGAUUUCAAGCCCAAGUCCAGUGCAGAGCCGCUCAAAUCGAAGGUCGACAAGUUUGAGAGCGAGCAGCCGGAGAAAGACGCCAGCGACGCCGACUCUGGGGAGUUGGCCCGAGUGGAGGAGCCGGCCUGGCUGAAGCGCUCCUCAGCGCCGCGCUCCAAGACGCCCAACACAGCUGCCGGCCGCAUCAUGUCCAGCUACGGCGUCGGCCCCACCGACGACAGCGGCGUGCCGCUGUUCGGCCUGCGCGCGCUCAGGAAGCAGAAGACCUGCCAACCGCCAGUGGCACAGCUGGGCAGGGAAGCGGCACCCGCUGAUGAGUCCUCCGAGCCCCAGCUGCCGCUGUUUGGUGGUCUCAGGGCCCUCCGCUCGCGCAAUAAACCGGGUGGCAGCAGUGAGCUGGCCGUGCCCGACGCCGACGAAGAGCGCGCGGGCAGUGACGUCGAAGAAAUCGAGGCGAAGGCUCGGGAGCAGGAGCGCCUUCUGUCGGCCGACAUAGAUGGCACCACUAGCGAGACCAGGCCCACCGCGGAGAGCGGCGGCCGGCCGGGCCGCGCGCGGGGCUCGCUGAUCCCACGCCCCUCUGACGACCGCUCGCCGUCCGGGAGUCUGCGCCGUACCCCGCUCGGGGGCCGCUCCCCUGCCGGCACCCUGGAGCGGCGGCCGGCCGCUGGCGGCUCCCCGGCCACGCUGGAGCGCCACGUCAGCGGGGGCUCCUCCGCGUCCAUCACCAUGGAAACCGAGGACCGCAAGCUGACCGGCAUCCUGAAGAAGCCGCGCUCCGCUGACCUGGGCGACCCGGACGGGCGGCCCUAUCGCGCGUCUGACGACAUCGCCGUGUACACAUGA